Molecule: messenger RNA, 1152 nt
Organism: Panicum virgatum (switchgrass)
Lineage: Eukaryota; Viridiplantae; Streptophyta; Magnoliopsida; Poales; Poaceae
Product: ethylene-responsive transcription factor WIN1-like
Exons: 2
Coding region: 84-977 (297 amino acids)
Biological process (GO): ethylene-activated signaling pathway; regulation of DNA-templated transcription
Molecular function (GO): DNA-binding transcription factor activity; DNA binding
Source: RefSeq, a predicted model, not a curated record
CCGCCGGCGACCGGCACCAUCACACCACCACACCGAUCUACAACUGCUCCACACACAGUCAUCAAUCCGACCGACAGAGCAAGAUGUGCGGCGGUGCGAUCCUCGCGGAGCUCAUACCCAGCGGCGGCCGGAGGGGAGCCCCCGCCGCGGCGGCGAAGGACGACGACUUCGAGGCCGCAUUCCAGGACUUCGACGAGGGCUCCGAGGAAGAGGUCGUGAUGCUGACGGAGCGCGAGGCGUUCGCGCUUGGCGCCCGCGCCUCCGCCGGGGCCCGGCGCAACAGGCGUCCGAGCCGGUACCACGGCGUCCGGCGGAGGCCCUGGGGCAAGUGGGCGGCCGAGGUCCGCGACCCCGUCAGGGGCGUCCGCGUCUGGCUCGGCACCUUCGCCACCGCCGAGGCCGCCGCGCGCGCCUACGACGACGCGGCGCGCGACCUCCGCGGCGCCGGCGCCAAGCUCAACUUCCCGUCCUCCGCCGACACGGCGCGCACCCGCAAGCGCCGCGCCGCCGCCGCGGUCGCCAAGGCGUCGACGUACGGCGCCGAUGUUGUCGGCGCGCACGCGCUGUCGGCCGAAACCAGCGACGCCAUCUCAGGCGACAGCAGCUGCGGCUCCCUGCCGGACUUCUCGUGGCAGGGCAUGUCCGCGACCGACGACGGCGCGGCGCGGCCUGAUGAUGACUUCCACGUCGAGCCAGACCGGUCCGUGGAGCUCGGCUGCCCCAGCAAGCGGACCCGGACCGAACCCCAGGAGGAGGAGGUGGUGGUGGUGGCGCCAGCGCCACCGGCGGCGUCCGAGGGAUCCGCCGCCCUGCUGUUCGACGCUUUCAUGUUCGGCGACCAGUUCAGCUUCUUCGACGGCGGCGCGUACGAGUCUCUGGACGGUCUGUUCGGCAGCGACGCAGUGGAGAGCAACCAGAGCGCGGUGCUCUGGACCUUCGACGACAACCGUCUUGUCGAGGACACCAUGUGCUAUUAGUUGUUGGCCUGUCCCCUGCGCUUCACUGUUCUUCACUGUCACUGUACAAAUGCUCUCGUUGCUAGGAGCAAAGUGUCCCUGUAGUUUCUAACUCUGUGCAGCAGCAUAAGGGUUUUUUCGAGUCUGCAUCUUCAGAUCCCAUGUGCUUAAUCGAUCAAUUUCUGAGCUGCUAACA